Messenger RNA from Amoebophrya sp. A120, 1388 nucleotides. The record is from the annotation of a GenBank genome assembly. NCBI's taxonomy places the organism in Eukaryota, Dinophyceae, Syndiniales, Amoebophryaceae.
AGAAACAAAACAGGAUGUUGACCAAGCUAAACAUAUCCCAAUCUUUCGUCUGUUUCUCCUACCCAUUUUCUUGUUCUCAAUGUUCGAUAACAUGAUGGAAAUAAGAGAAAAACUGUUCAAUAAUUUUCAGAUUCGGUGGACCGCGUCAUUUCCUAACAGAGCAAUAACUAGGUAGUCUGCUGAACAGGCUGAAAAGAGUUCCCGGCGGCGCCGAUCUCCGAAUCUCCGAAACGACUAGCGAUGCUGACGGCAGCCAGCUUGAAUCGCCUGCCGCCGCUGGAUCCGCGCGGUUCCGCGGUCGGGCACACACGGCAGCCGAACCGGGACACUUUUGUCUUCAACGACGCGCAGUCGGCGGUGACAAAUGUGAGCAGCUCCGCCACGUCGCAGGUCUCAACCGUGUUGCAGCAAUUGGGGCAGAAGAAGCAGCACAAGGACGCGUUGCUCUACGCCCGGUUUUCGCCCAACGGGGAGCCGGAACUGAUCGACUCGCACAUCCACCCGAGCUUGCGGCAGCACUUCGAGGAGCGGCUGCAGCAGGCCCGCGAGAGAGACGAGGAGAAAGCGGCGGAGCUCAGCGGCAAGAAGGUACCCACCAGUAAGAAGCGGAGAAAUAAAAAGCAAGACGAGCAGGAAAUAAACAAGCUCGUGCUGCCCAAAAUCACGAAGCAGCAGCAGUGGGAGGGGCUGCGGACGCGUGAGGGCAUUUUCUACCAUUACAACUGGUACACCGGGGAGGUUCGGUACACGGUAAGUCCGACGGACGACGGGAAAGAUUUUGCCGAGGACGUGCUGGCGCUGCGGGCGCACCGGAAAAACCCGCAUUUAUUGCACCUGGAACGGAGAGAGCGGGAGGAUUUAGAGGCGGCGGAGGAGGCGGGCGAGUACUACGACGACGAGGAUGCUCCUGGUGCGCUGGAGGAGGAGGAAGAGGAGGAGCCACGGGAGUGGCGGUCCUCGGACAGCGACUACCCGUUUGAGCACGAGGCCCCGUGUCUGUUCGACGGCCACGGGUACCGCAUCAACGGGUACGGCCGCCGACUGGAGUACGAGCGGGAGCGGAUCGAGCUGCCGAUGCGGUUUGAGCCGUCGAAGAACAUAUCGCAGGAGCACCGCUACGGCGGGCCCAGCUCGAAGUGGGUCGGGAAGUUCAAAUCGGUGCGCUACCACUACCACUUCUCGCACUGGAAGAACAAGAAAACAGGGCAGAGACUCUCGAACGACUUCCCGAGACAUUUCGGCUACAGGGCCACGCACGACUGAGAUUUUGGUUUCUUCUUGUUGUGUACUCUAAAGUCCAUCGCACUGGUUCCAUUUCGAUUUCCUCCCUGGGGGAGGGGUAACAAGAAUUCUGGAGCUUACAGAUAUAUAAGCAGCGCCUUUUUGCG